Molecule: messenger RNA, 1191 nt
Organism: Anthostomella pinea
Lineage: Eukaryota; Fungi; Ascomycota; Sordariomycetes; Xylariales; Xylariaceae
Source: the annotation of a GenBank genome assembly
AUGGAGAACAGCAAAGAAGAGUUGCUCACUGCGCUCGGCAGCAUAAGCUCAGGAGACUUCGAGGGCAACGGAGUCCAGCGCCUGAAGUUUGUGGAAGCAGCGAAGAAGCUUGUUAGCCGACUAGAGACGAACGUGGAGAAGAUAUUCGACAUCACCUUCGCACAGCCAGCUGUCUUUGCUGCGCUGCAGACUUGCCUUGACCUCGGACUUUGGGAGGCCUGGACAGCCGCUGGUGGCGGAGCAAAGUCGGUCGAAGAAUUAUCCAAGUUGUGCAAGCAGGAUGUUGAUCCAAACCUCGCCCGAUCAGUGAACAUCGUCGAACAGACUGGCGCAGACACCUACAAGACGACCCUUUUCUCUUUGACCUUUGGAGAUCGAAACAGUCUCAUGCCACAGUCAAUCCAAUGCCGGACUCAUCACUGGCAAGAUGGAUGCGUCAACUUGCCAAAGUACUUGGCCAAGAUCGGGUACAAGGAGCCACAGGACGCGAAGAACACCAACUACGCCGAUUGGUGCCCGGAGAAGCUGGACUUCUUCAGCAAGUGUGUAGCAGAGCCAGCGUACCAAGAUUCCUUCAGUGGUUUCAUGACCGCAUGGGCAACGUACAAGCUGCCUUGGCCAGAGUUCUUCGACACCAAGUCCUUGGUGGCGGGUGCCGAUUUGAGCAACGGCGGCGUCCUCUGCGUCGACAUUGGCGGUCACCACGGUCUCGACCUGACCCGGCUGCUCAACAAGCACCCAGAUGUGCCCGCCGGCUCACUGGUCCUCGAAGAUCUGCCCGAGGUCGUCUCAGGGGCGAAGAACGUCAAUGGGAAGAUUAAGGUUCUGCCACACGACAUGUUCCAAUCCCAGCCAGUAAAAGGUAGCCUCCUCAAAAGAAGCCGCGCUUACUACUUUCACGCCGUGUUCCACGACUGGCCAGACAAUGUAGCAGUCAACGCGCUGAGGAACACCGCGGACGCGAUGAGGAAGGGGUACUCGAAGCUGCUCAUCAACGACAUGGUGCUGCCUCCAACUGGCGCCAGUGCGACUCAGGCGACCAUGGACGUGGAGAUGAUGGCCAUUGUGUCCGCGUAUGAGAGAACCGAGGCGAUGUGGACCAGCCUCCUUAACGAUGCGGGAUUCGAAAUCAUCAAGAUCUGGGCGGAUGGCCGGGGAAAUGAGAGUGUGAUCGAAGCAGAGCUGGCUUGA